Panicum virgatum (switchgrass) is the source of this 1722-nucleotide messenger RNA. RefSeq names its product zinc transporter 4-like. The coding region runs from base 1 to 1215 and encodes 404 amino acids. The record is from RefSeq and is a predicted model, not a curated record. Gene Ontology annotation, cellular component: plasma membrane. Lineage: Eukaryota; Viridiplantae; Streptophyta; Magnoliopsida; Poales; Poaceae. Gene Ontology annotation, molecular function: zinc ion transmembrane transporter activity. The transcript has 3 exons. Gene Ontology annotation, biological process: zinc ion transmembrane transport.
AUGGACGCCGCGCGAGCUCGCCUCCGACAGGCGGCGCUGGUCGUCGUCGUCGUCGCCCUCCUCGUCCUGGCAGCGGCGCCGCCCGGGGCGGGCGCCGCCGCGGCGCCGGAGGCGGAGUGCGGCGGGGGGGAGGCGGCGGAGGUCAGGGAGGAGGACGCGCGCGGGGCGCUGCGGCUCAAGCUCGUCGCGGUGGCGUCCAUCCUGGCGGCGGGCGCGGCGGGGGCGCUGGUGCCCGUGCUGGGCCGCUCGGCGCCCGCGCUCCGGCCCGACGGCGACGUCUUCUUCGCCGUCAAGGCGUUCGCGGCCGGGGUCAUCCUCGCCACCGGCAUGGUGCACAUCCUGCCCGCCGCGUUCGACGCGCUCGCGCCCCCCUGCGGUGGCGGCGCGCGCGGCAGCAAGGGCGCCGCGUUCCCCUUCGCCGGGCUCGUCGCCAUGUGCUCCGCCAUGGCCACCAUGAUGGUCGACUCCGUCGCGGCCGGGUACUACCAGCGCUCCCACUUCCGCAAGGCGCGCCCCGUUGACGACGCCGCCGACGGGCACCACCAGGGCGGCCGCGGCGCCGCUGCCGGGGAUGAGGAGGGCGGCGCCGAGCACGCGGGCCACCUGCACGUGCACACGCACGCCACGCACGGCCACGCGCACGGCCACGCGCACGACCACGCCCACGGCCCCGGCCACGGCGGGCCGGCCGCCGCCGGCGCCUCGCCUGACGAUGCCUCCUCCGUUGCCGUGUCGAUCAGGCACAGGGUCAUCUCUCAGGUUCUGGAGCUGGGGAUCCUGGUGCACUCGGUGAUCAUCGGCGUGUCUCUGGGGGCAUCGCUGAGGCCAUCGACGAUCAGGCCUCUUGUUGGAGCUCUCAGCUUCCACCAGUUCUUCGAAGGCAUAGGCCUUGGCGGCUGCAUUGUUCAGGCAAAGUUCAAAGUGAGAGCAACCGUGAUCAUGGUGGCCUUCUUCUCCCUCACUGCUCCCAUGGGCAUUGCACUGGGGAUCGCGAUCACAUCCAGCUACAGCAAGCACAGCGCUACCGCCCUCGUUGUCGAGGGGGUCUUCAAUGCAGCUGCAGCAGGGAUUUUGAUAUACAUGUCCCUGGUAGAUCUCCUAGCAGCAGAUUUCCACAACCCGAGGCUGCAGACAAACAUGAAGCUUCAGCUGGCAACUUACCUUGCCUUAUUCCUCGGUGCAGGACUCAUGUCCUUGCUUGCCAAAUGGGCAUAGAUAGGCAGAUACAUCUUCAGAGCUGCUGAGGACUGUAGUUCUGCGCAUUGUCAUUCCUAAAGACCCCGAACGCAGUUUAUGAUCGGCGGGGUUUAUUUUGUUGUAGCAUUACAGCAUUAAUUUCAGUAGAAUCUUCUUCAACCAGAAUCGGUGCACAGUGAGGUAUAAAGAAGGCCUGAAUGUGACCAAGUUCUAGAGUUGAAGGGCAUUGCUAGACAAGUCAAAAUGUUCAGGACAAAAUAUGAAUCUUGCACAAUGAUGUGCUUCCAUGAGGAUGGCACCAAAAUAGAUGUGCAUAGAAGAAUGAUGAAGUGGUGGCGGCGAAUAGUUGUUCUCGAAUUAUCUUUGGGGCUAAAGAUUUGUAAAAUCGCCGACUUCCUUUUGGAGUCAACGGCAAUGUACAUAGUUGUUAGCUAGAUUCCUCCUUUUUGCUGGGUUGAAACUCCAUGGAUUUUGUUAACUGAAAAAUUGUAUUUAAUCACAAUCAUGGUCUUAUUUCCCUGACAA